AUGUUUCAACAACAACAAACUAUUGGUGAACAACUAUCUCAACAAUCCCAACGCCAACAAAAUUAUUAUGAUAAUGGAGAAUUUGAACAUUCCGUCCAGCAACUUAUUCAACAGCAGCGACUUCAGCAACCAAUUCAAAAUCUCGGCCAACAAUUCCAACAACAAAAUUAUGACCGACAACUUCAAAAUCACGUGCAACAAAAUCUUCAGCAAAAUUUCGGUCAAAUUCAACAAAUUAAUAGUCCAAAUCAGCAAAUGCUUCAACAACAAAUUCAAGAAACUCAGCAAACUCAAAAUAUUGAUCAUAGAGUUGUUGCAUUUGACAAUUCAUUAUCAUUUCAAAAAAUGACUAAUGAUGACAACAAUAAUAACAUGCUGGCAGCGCAAUCUUUGUCACCACUACAAUUAGUUUAUGUUAAUAACAACUCAAAUACAUCAUCUUUACUAUCAAUUAAUAACGAUAUUAGUAAUUUUCAUUUUAAUAAUCACGAUUUAAAUUUAAAUGUUUCUUUAUUCAAUCCUAGAAACAACAAUUAUGAGGAUUCUUUAAUUGCAGCUAUUUCUCAUCAUAUGUUAAUUAUUAAAGACUAUAGGAUGAAAAUUAAUCAACUCCAUUUUGAAUUGGAACAAACUGUCAAUAUGUUAAGACGUUGGGAUGACAAUCGCGAUUUAAAUUUAAAUGUUUCUUCAUCCAAUCCUAGAAACAACAAUGAGGAAGAUUCUUUAAUUGCGGCCAUUUCUCAUCAUAUGUUAAUUACUAAAGACUAUAGGAUGAGGAUUAAUCAACAUCAUUUCGAAUUGGAACAAAUUGUCAAUAUGUUAAGACGUUGGGAUAACAAUCGCGAUUCAAAUUUAAAUGUUUCUACUUUCAAGUUUAGAAACAACAAUGAGGAGGAUUCUUUAAUUGCAACCAUUUCUUAUCAUAUGUUAAUUAUUAAAGACUAUAGGAUAAAGAUUAAUCAACACCAUUUCGAACUGGAACAAGUUGUACAUAUAUUAAGACGCAGAGAUAAUAGUCGCGAUUUAAAUUUAAAUUUUUCUUCAUUCAAUUCUAGAAACAACAAUGGGGAUUCUUUAAUUGCAGCCAUUUUUCAUCAUAUGUUAAUUAUUAAAGACUAUAGGAUGAAGAUUAAUCAACACCAUUUCGAACUGGAACAAGUUGUCAAUAUGUUAAGACUUAGAUAUAGUUAA
This is a messenger RNA of Entrophospora candida, 1191 nucleotides long. The record is from the annotation of a GenBank genome assembly. Lineage: Eukaryota; Fungi; Glomeromycota; Glomeromycetes; Entrophosporales; Entrophosporaceae.